CAAGUGCCCUCUUCUUAUUUGCUGGCAUAAGCGCCUUUCUAAGUCCUUUCCAUUCACCAGGCGGCAGACUGACUACGCACUCUUUUCUAUCAUCUUGUGUGCCUGCCGUACGCGUCUUCUUCCUGCUCGGCCCAUCUCUCCCUUACCCUUCGUAAUCCUCUGCGACAGCAGCAGCAACAGCCCCUGCUUGUUCCAUUUUUCUCUUUCUCUGUCUCUAUCCAUCCAUUUCAUCACGAUGGCUUCCUUCCUGUGUCUGAUGCCUUCAAUAGGAGUGGGAACUCAAAGUCCUUCCAGAACUCGUCUCCGCAACUUUUCUCCCACUACUCGCUUCCACACAGGGAGGCAUUUCGUCAUCAGAGCCGCGGAAACGGAGACCAACGAUGCUAAAACUUCUAAAGCUCCAGAUGCCGCGCCCGCGGGGAAGGGUUCUAACAUAAAUCAGCUUCUUGGCAUAAAGGACGCCGCCCGGGAGACGGACAAAUGGAAAAUUCGGCUUCAACUUACUAAGCCUGUUACUUGGCCACCAUUGGUUUGGGGAGUGGUUUGCGGGGCUGCUGCUUCAGGGAACUUUCAUUGGACCAUUGAGGAUGUUGCGAAAUCUAUCGUUUGUAUGAUAAUGUCUGGCCCAUGUCUUACAGGUUAUACGCAGACCUUGAAUGAUUGGUAUGACCGAGAGAUUGAUGCAAUCAAUGAGCCUUAUCGUCCUAUUCCAUCCGGGGCCAUAAGUGAGAGUGAGGUUAUAACUCAAAUUUGGUUGCUGCUUCUAGGAGGCCUUGGCUUGGGUGGUUUGUUGGACCUAUGGGCCGGCCAUACCUUUCCAACAAUUUUUUAUCUUGCUCUCGGUGGAUCCUUACUUUCAUACAUAUACUCUGCUCCACCUUUGAAGCUCAAGCAGAAUGGAUGGAUUGGUAACUUUGCUCUUGGAGCAAGCUACAUCAGUUUGCCCUGGUGGGCAGGCCAAGCUUUAUUUGGGAAUCUAACGAGUGACAUAAUCGUGUUGACUCUCUUGUAUAGCAUUGCCGGUCUUGGUAUAGCCAUAGUAAAUGACUUCAAAAGCAUUGAGGGAGAUAGGGCACUAGGGUUGAAGUCAUUGCCAGUAGCAUUUGGCAUUGAUACUGCAAAGUGGAUAUGUGUUGGUGCAAUUGACGUGACUCAGUUGGCGGUUGCUGGUUACCUUUUGGGAGCUGAUAAGCCAUACUAUGCACUGGCAUUACUUGGUUUGAUUGCUCCUCAAGUAAUUUUCCAGUUCCAGUAUUUCCUAAAGGACCCAGUCAAGUAUGAUGUCAAGUACCAGGCUAGUGCCCAACCUUUUCUCAUCCUCGGGCUACUGGUAACUGCCUUGGCGACAAGCCACUGAUCCAUGUGUAUAGAAGUUGAGCCUGUUUGCUGUUUAAAUGUUGCCGCACUGGUUUAUGCUGCCUGCUAAAUGUCGCGCUGUCUGUAAAGUGGUGACACAGCACUUCGGGAAAAUGGAUGUAAUGCAUAGCGGCACCAAGAAAUGUUAAGUCACUGAGGCCUCCUUUUUCA
Molecule: messenger RNA, 1527 nt
Organism: Nymphaea colorata (pocket water lily)
Lineage: Eukaryota; Viridiplantae; Streptophyta; Magnoliopsida; Nymphaeales; Nymphaeaceae
Product: chlorophyll synthase, chloroplastic
Exons: 15
Coding region: 236-1357 (373 amino acids)
Biological process (GO): chlorophyll biosynthetic process
Cellular component (GO): membrane
Molecular function (GO): chlorophyll synthetase activity
Source: RefSeq, a predicted model, not a curated record